Molecule: messenger RNA, 993 nt
Organism: Pedinophyceae sp. YPF-701
Lineage: Eukaryota; Viridiplantae; Chlorophyta; Pedinophyceae
Source: the annotation of a GenBank genome assembly
AUGCAGUCGGUUCGCGGGUCGAUGCCCGCUGUCGUCGCGGCCCGUGGCAAGGCGUGCCGGGCCGCGGUUGCGCCUGCUGCGCACGCCAUCGCCAGGCCCUCCCGCCCGGCUGGCGCGUCCUCGCAAGACCGCGCCGUCUCGCCUCGCUCCGUCGUGGUCGCGGCCAAGCGCCCCGAGCUCGGCGAGACCCCCCCCGGCGAGGUGGACAAGUUCUACGAGUGCGAGCUGGUGAAGCCGAUGGGCAUCAAGUUCGCGCGCGGCAACGACGGCGGGUGCUACAUCCUCGACAUCAACCCGGCCGCGGGCGACUGCGACGAGCGGAUGCAGCCGGGCGACAAGAUCGUGAAGAUCUCGGCGUCCUUCGGCGCGGACGUGUGGGACGCCAUCAACUACGGGCAGGUGAUGUACGCCAUGAAGACGCGUAACGGCAACGUGUACAUGAAGGUCGAGAAGCGCUUCGGCGACAUGUCGGCGCUCGAGGAGGAGGAGCUCACGGAGGCGGAGCGGCAGUUCCGCGCGGAGCGCUCGGGCGGCAACUACGGCGCGGGCACGCAGGAGAUUCAGCAGCAGCGGUACAUUGCCAGCAAGGAGCAGGAGCGGAAGCGCAAGGAGCUGUUCGACGACGGCCUGGGCAAGUUCCGCGCGAACAAGCCGGAGGAGGCCAUCAUCGACUUCGAGAACGUCAUCUCGCUCGAGCCCAAGAACUACCUGGGCGACGACUUCUCGCGGGUGACCAAGAUCUACCGCGUGACGCAGUACAACAUCGCGUGCUGCUACAGCGCGCUCGAGCAGGAGCAGGCGGGCCUCGAGGCGCUCAACGCGUGCAUGGGCGCCGGGUUCGACGACUUCGCCAAGAUCCGCUCGGACCCCAACCUGGCGUGGCUGCGCGAGAGCCCCAAGUUCGUGCCGCUGCUCGAGCGCUACGACGAGCCGAUCCUGAACCGGGAGGCCGUCGACGCGAUCAAGAGCUUCUUCUCCUUCGGCAAGAAGUGA